Spirometra erinaceieuropaei is the source of this 480-nucleotide messenger RNA. The record is from the annotation of a GenBank genome assembly. Lineage: Eukaryota; Metazoa; Platyhelminthes; Cestoda; Diphyllobothriidea; Diphyllobothriidae.
AUGCUUGAGCUCGGCAUCAUCCGACAGUCCGACAGCUGCUGGGCAUCACCCCUCCACCUUGUCCCAAAGAAGAGCGGCGACUGGCGACCGUGUGGUGACUAUCGGGCGUUGAACUCUGUGACUGUCCCCGACCAGUAUCCCGUCCCGCACAUCCAAGACUUCACGCUUUCGCUACAUGGUAAGCGAAUAUUCUCCAAGAUUGACCUUGUGCGUGCCUACCACCAAAUCUCGAUCGAGGCCAGUGAUGUUCGGAAAACUGCAGUUACCACUCCCUUUGGGUUAUUCGAAUUCACUCGUAUGCCCUUAGGUCUGAGGAACGCCACUCAAACCUUUCAGCGAUUCAUUGAUCAGGUUCUGCGAGGUCUCGACUUCGUCUACGCCAACAUUGAUGAUUUGCUAGUGGCUAUUUCUGACGCUGCUGAACACGAGAUUCCUCUUCGAACGACUCGACUCCUUCGGCGUUGUAAUAAAUGCUGCUAA